AUGGACAUCCCGCCGCUGGCCGGCAGGAUCGCGGCGCUGUCGCUCGGCGCCCUCCCGCUGUCCUACGUGCUCAACCAGGUCUCGGCGCUCUCGCAGCCCCUGUGGGUGGCGCUAAUGAGCGCCCUGAUCCUGGGCCUACUGUUUGUGGCUGUCUACAGCUUGGCCCGUGGGGAAAUCAACUACGACCCGCUCUACGCUGUCUUUGCUGUCUUUGCCUUCACGUCUAUGGUGGACCUCAUCAUCGCUUUGCAGGAAGAUGGCUACGUGGUGGGUUUCAUGGAGUUCUACACCAAGGAGGGUGACCCGUACCUGCGUACCGCCCAUGGCAUCUUCAUCUGCUACUGGGAUGGCACCGUCCACUACCUCCUGUACCUCGCCAUGGCAGGUGCCAUCCGCAGAAGGAAGGGAUAUCGGAACCUGGGCCUGUACUGGCUGGGCUCUCUGGUCAUGAGUAUCUUGGUUUUCCUCCCAGGAAACAUCCUUGGCAAGUAUAGCUCCGAGCUCAGGCCCGCCUUCCUGCUGGCCAUACCCUAUAUGCUCGUCCCAUGCUGGGCUGGCAUGAAGGUCUUCCAGCAGCCUCGGGUGCCCACCUGCUGCACCCCCGAAGCAGUGCAACAAGAACAGCGGAAGGGGCUCCUGCAGCGGCCGGCUGACCUGGCCUUUGUCCUGUACCUCAGCCUGGCUGCCAUCUUCACCUUCUUCCGGGGUCUGGUGGUCCUCGAAUGCCCCACGGAUGCCUGCUUUGAAUACAUCUACCAGUACGAGCCGUACCUGCGGGACCCUGUGGCUUACCCAAAGGUGCAGAUGCUGACGUAUCUGUUUUACGUCCUGCCCUUCUACGUCCUGGCCAUCUACGCCCUCGUCUUCCCCGGGUGCUCCUGGCUGCCCGACUGGGCACUCGUGUUUGCUGGCGCCAUCGGCCAGGCACAGUUCUCCCACAUGGGCGCGUCCACGCACCUCCGCACGGCCUUCACCUACCGCGUGCCCGAGGACGCCUGGGCCUGCUUCUUCACCUGCAACCUGCUCUACGCGCUGGGGCCCCACCUGCUGGCCUACCGCUGCCUGCGGCGGCCCUCCUUCUUCCUGCCCCCGCCGCCCCCCGGGGGGGCCCCGGACCCCCACAAGAAGAAGCUCUAA
Molecule: messenger RNA, 1137 nt
Organism: Ochotona curzoniae (black-lipped pika)
Lineage: Eukaryota; Metazoa; Chordata; Mammalia; Lagomorpha; Ochotonidae
Gene: TM6SF2
Product: transmembrane 6 superfamily member 2
Exons: 10
Coding region: 1-1137 (378 amino acids)
Biological process (GO): regulation of lipid metabolic process; lipid homeostasis
Cellular component (GO): endoplasmic reticulum membrane; endoplasmic reticulum-Golgi intermediate compartment membrane
Source: RefSeq, a predicted model, not a curated record